Messenger RNA from Strongylus vulgaris, 477 nucleotides. Lineage: Eukaryota; Metazoa; Nematoda; Chromadorea; Rhabditida; Strongylidae. The record is from the annotation of a GenBank genome assembly.
AUGUUGUCACUGCUUAUCUGGCUGCUUCCUCCUCUCAUCACGUGCGAACUCCAAGGGAUCGCGGUCAAAGGACGCCUGAUGUGCGGCGAUAAACCUUUGAAAGGAGCACUUCUGAAAAUAAUAGACCGUGACCAUGAUGGAGACAAGGACGACUUGUUGGACGAAGUGCGAACGGAAGAAAAUGGAGAAUUUUAUCUAAAAGGAGGCACUUACGAAGACACGCAAAUCGAGCCGGCACUAAAAAUUUAUCAUGAUUGCGACAACAAACUGAAGCCAUGCCAGCGUCGUGUGUAUUGGAUGCUUCCACCAAGAUACAUCAAUAAUGGAACGAUAACGGAAUGGAUGGAUAUUGGAUCUAUUAACAUGGAAAUCAACUUUGGCAAUGAGGAGCGAGACUGUAGACAUAAGCGUCAUGCAGAGAAGUCAACGCAACUAUUAAGGAGAAAGAUGUCCAAAUCACGAUUGCUUUUUCAGUGA